Messenger RNA from Carlito syrichta (Philippine tarsier), 387 nucleotides. It is a transcript of the gene SNX22, whose product is annotated as sorting nexin 22. The coding region runs from base 1 to 387 and encodes 128 amino acids. The transcript is spliced from 5 exons. Lineage: Eukaryota; Metazoa; Chordata; Mammalia; Primates; Tarsiidae. The record is from RefSeq and is a predicted model, not a curated record. Gene Ontology annotation, molecular function: phosphatidylinositol phosphate binding.
AUGUCAGCGUCCAUCUUUGCCCCAGCCCUUCCUGCCCUCAGGCCUUGGUCCUGCAUCCAAGCGGGCAUCCUGUUCCUGAACCAGGAGGUGCCCAGGGAGUUAUUGGAAUUUCUGAGGCUCCGGCACUUCCCCAGCGACCCCAAGGCCAGCAGCUGGGGCUCCCUGGGGGAGUUCCUGCCUAGCGACAGCAGCCCACAGCUGCAGCACCGGCCUGUCGUGAGCUUCUGUGUGGACCCCUAUAUUUGCGCACCCUCCCCAGAGCCUCUGCCCAACAUGGUGGUGAAUGGUGUGUUCCAAGGCCUCUACAGCAUCGGCAUCGGCACCAGCCCAUCUAAAGCCCAGCCAGAGGCAGCCUGUCACCUCGCUCCCCUGCCCCCGACGCCCUGA